CAGGCACGGCGUUACUCAGACUCAGUGGUGACGCGUGUCGGUGUGGUGAGGGAGUGUCGUGUGUGGUGUGCGUGACGAUGCAGGGCGGGAUGUGUGCACCCGCCGGAAACUAAAGGCUGCCGUCGCAAUAGAAGUGAACCUUUCUCCUGCAGUGAUUACAGCAUUCUGCUGAUUUGUUCUACUUGCCAACAUAAUUCAGAAAAUCUUCGAUGAAAACUAAAAAGAAAUCAAAGAAAUUUUGAAAAUGGUUGUUUUUAAACUGAAAUAUAAAUUGGACGCAUUUGUGUUGUAGUGAGUGGCUCCCGCACCACGAAGAUCUGUCAUGUAGGGUAGUGGCGGGGCGCUGCUGAGUAGUGAUCGGGUACCCGCGCCACACAGGAACGUAGUGUAGGGUAGAGAUGGGGUGCGGCGCCUCCCGAGUGGUUCAGGCCAUCGAAGAGGAUCCUGAGAAGUCCCCUGCACCCCCUGACCAGCAGAAGCAGCAGCAGCCCGAGGAGCUGACCAGCGUAAGAUCCAACACUCCUGACCAGCCGGACCAGGCCUCCAGGCCGGUCGACCCACCGUCCUCUGGUCCAGUCAUUCAGUCAAAUGGUACAGAGUCCUCCACACCCACCCUUGAGGACAACCUCCCACAGUCACCCCUGGAACGGAAGGCUCCCAACUCAGGAGGUACCCGCGCUGUGGCCUUUGAAGUAGGGCCACCUGAUGCCUCCGACUCUCUGAUCCGCCGUCAUCCACCACGCAAAUUCCAGAGGCUCGAGGACCAGCAGCAGGCCAACACUAUCACCCAGGAGCAGCUGGAGGAGAAGCAAGCCACUGCUGAACGCCGUCGCCAAGAGAUCCUGACUCAGCGGGUUCAGAGCGCCAAGCAUCGCAGCGCCAUGCGCAUGCGCCCUGACAAUGAUGACGGCGACGAAGUGGAAAAGUUCAUGAUGACAGAGGAGCUGGACUGGAUGAGUCUGGUCAACACAUCGCUUCUGCCGCCAAUCAAGCAUAGCACCGCACCGCAAUCCCACCACCAGAAUCUCUCCUAUGUGUCCUCCACGUGAUGACGGUGUCAUUGAGACUGCUGCCAGCAUCACGUCUGAGAAUGAGCUGUGAGGGAAAAGAGACACUGCUUGUAGCCGCCGCCACGUGAUGCGCCGCCUCCACACUACCAGCUGCUGUACUAUCUGUGUUAAGAUGAGACAAAUUUUGAUAAUAGCUACUUGCUGUAUUUGUUCCUACUUGAUGUAAACUGAAAAUUUGAGAGGUAAUAACAAAUAUUGUAGCGUUGUUAUUUAUAGAAUUGCGCAGCUAUUGUCAAUCACUUUAAAACUGUUUUUAUCCAAUGUACCCAUGUGCCUAUAUCAUUAUAAAAUGUCUAUUAAUUUCAAUAAGAGAUGAAUUAAUGGAAUAUGCUGUGCACAAUAUAACAAUCAGGAUUUGGAUCUUUAGGUAAGGCUGAUAAUCAAUUGCAGACAUAAUGUUUCAAUGAUUUUCUUUAUGACAAGCACAAUCUGCUGUUAUUGUUUCUGUGGGUAUUAUGUAGCUGAUUACUGAAGAUCAUAAACUUAUGUUGACUAUAAAUAAAUAAAUAAAUAAAUAAAUAAAUAAAUAAAUAAAUAUAUAUAUAUAUAUAUAUAUAUAUAUAUAUAUAUAUAUAUAUAUAUAUAUAUAUAUAUAUAUAUAUAUAUAUAUAUAUAUAUAUAUAUGGCUUAAUUUGCUGUGAUUUUAGGAUGGAAAUAUUAAGGUUACUCUGAGAAAGUGAAAUGCAAUAAAGUAUUCAAUGAAUUGAUAUAUAUAUAUAUAUAUAUAUAUAUAUAUAUAUAUAUAUAUAUAUAUAUAUAUAUAUAUAUAUAUAUAUAUAUAUAUAUAUAUAUAUAUAUAUAUAUAUAUAUAUACAAAUUCAUAUAGCUUAAUUUCGUGUAAUCUUAGGAUAGGAAUAUCAUAUCCAGGUUACUUUGAGAAAGUGAAAUGCAACAAAGUUGAGUUGGGAAAUGCAUAAGCUUACAGAAUCAUUAGUUUAAAAAAUUACUUCAUGUAUAUUAUUGUUUGUUUUUGCUUAAUUUUUGCCUACUGUCAAUUGCAAUUGAUGUUUAAUACAUACAAGCCUCUGUUGCUAAAUAAAAUUAUGAAUGGUUAAACAGAAUAAGAA
This is a messenger RNA of Scylla paramamosain (green mud crab), 2137 nucleotides long. RefSeq lists its product as uncharacterized. Bases 399 to 1049 code for a protein of 216 amino acids. The transcript has 6 exons. NCBI's taxonomy places the organism in Eukaryota, Metazoa, Arthropoda, Malacostraca, Decapoda, Portunidae. The record is from RefSeq and is a predicted model, not a curated record.